This is a messenger RNA of Papaver somniferum (opium poppy), 1410 nucleotides long. Its product is annotated as UDP-glycosyltransferase 79B30-like. The transcript has 2 exons. Bases 1 to 1374 code for a protein of 457 amino acids. The record is from RefSeq and is a predicted model, not a curated record. Gene Ontology annotation, molecular function: UDP-glycosyltransferase activity. Lineage: Eukaryota; Viridiplantae; Streptophyta; Magnoliopsida; Ranunculales; Papaveraceae.
AUGAUAAAUUUCCAUCGCAUUGAAUUGGAUUACCCCAUAAUUGAAUUCCUAGCAUUUGCAAUGGGUCAUUUAACUGCUUUCCUUCACGCUUCCAACAAACUCGCAGCGAAAGGCCAUAGAGUUUCUUUCAUAAUACCCACCAAAACACAACCCAAUCUCAACUCGUUCAACCUUAAUCCGAGCCUCAUCAGUUUCAUUCCAUUAAAUGUCCCACACAUUGAUAGCCUCCCAUCUGAUGCAGAAACCACUGCGGACGUUCCAUACCCCUUGCAAACUCACCUCAUGACAGCCAUGGAUCAUACUGAGACCACCGUUGAAUCCAUCUUACUUGACCUUAAACCUGACUUCGUUUUCUUUGAUUUUACUCAUUGGAUCCCAGCCCUGGCUCGUCGACUUGAUAUUAAAGCUAUCCAUUACUGCACAGCCAGUCCAGCAAGUAUAGCUUACACAUUGUCCCCAGAACGAGGGCAUGAAUCCCCACCGAACCUGGAAUGCCCACCUUUGGGCUUCCCACCCUCGGCUGUGAAGCUCCGCUCUUACGAAGCUAAGGCAAAUGCCUUCUUUAGGAUGAAAGAAUUUGGUAGCGGUGUGUCGUUCUACAAUCGUAUUAUGGCAUCGUUAAAGGAUUGUGACGCCAUGGCUUUCAAAGCUUGCAAGGAGAUGGAAGGACCGUUCUGUGACUAUUUAGAGAGACAAUUCAGAAAACCCGUUCUUCUCGCUGGACCAUUAAUUCCUGAAACACCCACUUCCACUUUAGAUAAGAAGUGGGACAAGUGGUUAGGUGGAUUCAAGAAAGGAUCAGUUGUCUAUUGUGCACUUGGAAGUCAAUCCAACUUGAAUAAACAUCAGUUCCUGGAUCUGGUUUUGGCUUUGGAACUUACUGGCUUACCGUUCCUGGCUGCACUGAAACCACCAACCGGAAAUAAUUCAGUCGAGGAAGCGCUUCCAGAAGGGUUUACAGGCAGAGUGAAAGGGAGAGGAAUUGUGGAUGGGGGAUGGGUUCAGCAGCAACUGAUACUGAGUCACCCUUCCAUCGGGUGUUUUAUAACACAUUGUGGAUCAGGCUCGAUAACAGAGGCAUUAGUUAAUGACUGCCAGAUUGUAUUAUUUCCAGAAUUUGGUGACCAAAUAAUGAAUGCGAGGUUGAUGGCAGGGGAUUUAAAAGUUGGAGUUGAGGUUGAGAGAGGAGAGGAAGAUUGGUUUACUAAAGACAGUAUCUGCAGUGCUAUCAAGUUAGUGAUGGAUGAAAAUGGCGAAGUUUCUAAAGAAGUCAGACUCCACCAUGCGAAAUGGAAAGAGUUUUUGCUAAAAGAUAAUCUUGAAUCCUCUUACACAGAUGAAUUCAUCUCCAAGCUUCAAGAUCUGCUACAGUGACCGUCAGUGAGUGAGUUCUCACAAGUCUGAACAGAU